Myotis lucifugus (little brown bat) is the source of this 582-nucleotide messenger RNA. RefSeq names its product collagen alpha-1(V) chain-like. Lineage: Eukaryota; Metazoa; Chordata; Mammalia; Chiroptera; Vespertilionidae. The coding region runs from base 59 to 508 and encodes 149 amino acids. The record is from RefSeq and is a predicted model, not a curated record. The transcript has 3 exons.
GGGCCCCCAGGCCGACAGCGUGCUGACCUCCGCCCCUGCCUCCCGGACCAGGCACCCCAUGGGCCACCCUCUGCAGACCCUCAGCCGGCUCCCGCCGGGCGAGCUCAGCCCCGAGGCGGGUGGCGGGGUCCAGAAGCGGACUCUGCUCAGGCAGCUGAUCGCCUACUUGGCCAUGAUAGCCCCCUCGCCCACCCCGGCGGGCCCACUCGCGCCUGAUGACCUUCUGCGUGUGCCUUGGAGGAAACACGGGAAGCGGUUUUCGCCUUCAGAAGACCCCACCGAGCCCCUGGGCACUGGCGAUGACCCCAGAGCACGGGACGGCGGUGCUCACGGCCACGGAGAGGUCGGCCCUGUGAGCCUCAACGGUGGGGACGUCCUGCAGGGCCUGGGGUCUCGACGCCCACCUGGAGCCCCACCUGGAGCCCCUCCUGCCACCGGGAUCGAGCAGGCAGAGGGCCCGCGGCUGCCUUGUCUUCGGAGGAGGACACCGCGGGGGUGGAGAACGUGAGGAGCCGGACCUACUCCACAGAGCUGCUUGCGAGGCCGCGCUCGGAAGCCCAGGGCCCACGGGCUCGGGGAGUU